GGGAGGCGCGGCCGGGUUCGAAGAACCGAAGUGGAGGGGGGAGCAGCGCGCACCGGCCCGGCAAGCACCAUGGGCCGCAGGUUCUGCCUGGCUCUUGUGCUGGCUGCUCUCCCCAUAGUGGCUGCUAAUGAAGAGGUACCUCCUGUUCACCAGGACUCCUGGGGAGACUUCUGGCUGUUCCGUUUUUUGGUCAAUGCUGCAGGCUAUGCAAGCAUUCUGGUACCAGGUUUCUUGCUUAUACAGUACUUCAAGAGGAACAAUUACCUUGAAACAGGGCGUGGUAUUUGCUUUCCAUUAAUCAAAUCAUGCGUCUUUGGUAAUGAAGCCAAAUCGGUACACCAGGAUGAAGUCUUAAUGGCCGCUCGGAAUGAGACUGUAGAGUCCUCCACAGCCCGACAGGUUUUUAAGCUGCUGUUCUGUGCAACUGGCCUACAGAUCUCCUACUUAACAUGGGGUGUCCUCCAGGAGCGUGUGAUGACCAGAACAUAUGGAGCAACCGAGUCAGACCCUGGAGAGAAAUUCAAGGAUUCUCAGUUCCUGGUCUUCAUGAACCGGAUCCUAGCCUGCACUGUGGCUGGCCUCUACUGCGCCCUGAUCAAGCAGCCCCGUCAUGGUGCUCCCAUGUACAAGUAUUCCUUUGCCUCCCUCUCUAAUAUUCUCAGCAGCUGGUGUCAGUAUGAGGCACUCAAAUACAUCAGCUUCCCCACUCAGGUGCUGGCCAAAGCCUCCAAGGUGAUUCCAGUCAUGCUGAUGGGCAAGCUGGUGUCACGCAAGAGCUACGAAUACUGGGAGUACCUGACAGCAGCACUCAUCUCUGUCGGGGUCAGCAUGUUCUUACUUUCCAGCAGUCAUGACAAGCACCUCUCUACCGUCACCACCUUCUCUGGCGUGAUCCUCCUGAUCGGCUACAUCGUCUUUGACAGCUUCACGUCUAACUGGCAGGACGCCCUCUUCACCUACAAGAUGUCCUCAGUGCAAAUGAUGUUUGGAGUGAAUGUCUUUUCGUGCCUCUUCACCAUGGGCUCACUGCUGGAACAGGGUGCUUUACUGGAAUCGGUGCGCUUUAUGGCACGCCAUUCUGAGUUUGCUGCCCACGCCGUGCUUUUGUCAAUAUGCUCGGCCUUUGGGCAGCUGUUCAUUUUCUACACCAUCAACCAAUUUGGAGCAGCUGUCUUCACCAUCAUCAUGACUUUGCGCCAAGCCUUUGCCAUCCUCCUUUCCUGUCUCAUCUAUGGCCACGCAGUCACCGUAGUGGGCGGGCUGGGCGUGGCUGUGGUCUUCAUAGCGCUCUUCCUCCGCGUCUAUGCCCGCAGUCGCAUGAAGAAGCGAGCCAAGAAACCGCCUGCUGGUGAGAGCACAGUGCAAAAGGUUUAGAGGCUGCAGGCAAGUUAAGUUGCCACUAAGCUCCCACUAAACCCUAAACACCUGCCCAAUCUCUUUCAUAACCCAGCAAGGAGCUGGAAAGGGGGAGACUUUGAUAUUUUCUCCCCCCCACCCCCCACAACAACCCUCUCAAAUGGACUCUUCUUUGAAAAACGCUGCUGGGGUUAGCUUGGAGGAUGUGAGGGGUGCUUUCCUCCUGCUGGCUUGAUAUCUGAGCAUUUUUCUGCUAAAUAUGAUGAAAGUUAUUGAGAUCCCAUUCCCAGUGGAGGAGUGCAGGUGAGCGUAAUGCCUGCCCUGACUCGCAGUGUUUUAUGGGAUAACGUUUAUUUAUGAUUAAGGCAAACUGGAGCUGUCUUGGGGUUUUUUGCUGCAGUUCCCCUUCUGCUUACCAUCCUGCGCAUAAGGGAAUAGCAAGAAUAAGACUUUUACAUGUGCAAUGAACAAGACACUCCAAAACUUCAUGAUUGGAAGGGAAAGCUAGCAGCUGCUACAGACCUUACUGCUAGAUAAAAUCAGAUUUUGGAUUUCUCAUACUGGGUCUCAAAAUGGAUAAUUGCCUCUCUUAAAUCACAGCCUCUUAUUUUCUGGCUCAUCAUACCCACCUCUUUUGUGUGUGUUCCACUGCUGAUUUUUUCCAGACUGCUCCCGUUAAACCAUACAGACUGCAUCGUUCCCGAGUGUCAUUUGGUUCUUGCUUUUUUGCUAGUUGUGCAUUGGCCAUCCUCUCCUUUCACUGCCUUGAACUACAGUCCCAGAACCCCUUGAGACCGUUCUCGGGAUGCUUUCCUGGGAUUUAUGGUUGCUGCAAACAGUUUAGAAAAGCACAAAUAUUGCCUUUUUGAAACACCUCUCUUUGGAACUGCUUCAAGGGGUCUUCCUGCUCUUGGCAAGGUGGUGUGUGAGAUGGUAUCCCUAUAGAACAGGGGUGAAAAAUGGGUGGCCCUCCAGGUGCUUUGGCCUAUAACUCCCAUGAUCCUUCCCCAUUGGCUACACUGGCCUAGGCCUGAUGGGAAGUUGUAGGUCAAACGUGUGGAGGGCUACAAGUUGCCCACCCCUGCCAUAGAAAAAGAAUGUGUAUCCUAUGUGUAUCCCUGCCUCCCCCACUCCAAUAACUUCACUGAGGUGGCUGGGGCCUCCUCUGUUCAUUCUGGGAGCCAGCCAUGAUGGAAGCAGUGUGAGUCUGGGCUUGCAUGCUUCUUCCAACCUGGCUGGAUUUCCCUUGCAAACUGAGAAUGUGUUCUAGAAGCUUUGAGAAGUGUUACAGAGAGUUCUGGAGCACGCUUCCAUUUUAUGUGGGUCACUGGGCAUGCUGAAACCGGAGAAGGCCUCUGCUGCCCAUAGCAGCUGCCUGGCUCUGCCCUUUUCAUUUUAUCCUCUUUGUGGAGCCAGGAGACAAUAGCUCUGAGCUGUAUGGGACAGGAGUGUUUGGUUGCCAGAGGCUGGGACUUCCUUGAACUUUUAUCCACAUGCAGCUGCUGUCAGACCUAGGUGCAGGAUUGGAGUCGCUUUUGCCAGCUCCAACCAGGAAGUCUAGGUUUUACCCAUUUCACUCUUUUAUUGCCAAGCAGAUAUUGUGCAGGGGGAAAUGUUUUGGUACUCUUGGAACACAACUCUUAUUUUAUUAAAUUUAAAAUAUGCUGCAAAGAAGUGGCAUGGGUGUGUUUCGUAGCCUUCAAAAUAUAUUGUGGGAAGGCGGGAAGCAAACGGGUCUCUUGGGUCUCAGGUGUGCUUUGUUCUGUAGAUACACAUGGAUUUACCGCAGAAGCUCCGGACUUGGAAUUUAAAACAGUAUUUUACAUCUUGAAAAUCUUGACAUGUGAAAAAGCCCUCCUAAGCUGAGAAGACAUUUGAACAGGGGAGACUUGAAACUAGAGGGGAGAUGAGAGAAGUCUUCAUUGCUCACAAAAUGGAGCUUCAGUGCUCCUACUAAGCAGGAAGGUGUCCCUACAUCAUGGGUGGGGAGCCGAACAAACACUGGGUGGAUUAGAGCCUCCUCUUUCUACAUACCUAUUCUCACCACCCAUCUGUUCACCCUUCCUUUCCCCCCUCUUUUGUUUUCCUUCCCCAGCCCCCCUCCACAGCAAUAAGGCUUAGAAAAAAGCU
This is a messenger RNA of Elgaria multicarinata webbii, 3486 nucleotides long. It is a transcript of the gene SLC35B2, whose product is annotated as solute carrier family 35 member B2. Gene Ontology annotation, molecular function: 3'-phosphoadenosine 5'-phosphosulfate transmembrane transporter activity. Bases 70 to 1374 code for a protein of 434 amino acids. The transcript is spliced from 4 exons. Gene Ontology annotation, cellular component: endoplasmic reticulum membrane; Golgi membrane. NCBI's taxonomy places the organism in Eukaryota, Metazoa, Chordata, Lepidosauria, Squamata, Anguidae. The record is from RefSeq and is a predicted model, not a curated record. Gene Ontology annotation, biological process: transmembrane transport.